AUGCACUGGCUCUCCAGCAGAACGACAGGGGCUCUAGCCGUUCUAAUGGUGGUUGUGCUGGUUCAUGGAGAGUUGCGAAUACAGACCAGAGGAGACGACGCAGAAGAGGAGAGCGCAGUACAACAGGUCAAAAGAAGAUAUAAACGUGAAUGGGUGAAAUUUGCCAGGCCCUGCAGAGAAAGAGAAGACAAUUCAAAAAGAAACCCAAUUGCUGAAAUUACUUCAGAUUUCCAGAAAACCCAGAAAGUUACCUAUCAAAUUUCUGGGGUAGGAAUUGAUCAGCCCCCGUUUGGAAUUUUUGUUGUUGACAAAUACACUGGAAAAAUUAACAUAACUGCCAUAGUUGAUCGCGAGGAAACGCCAAGCUUCCUGAUCACCUGUCGAGCUCUCGAUUACUUGGGUCAAGACAUCGAGAAACCACUUAUAUUAACAGUCAAAAUUUUAGAUGUCAAUGAUAAUGCUCCUGUCUUUUCACAAAGCAUUUUCAUGGGUGAAAUUGAAGAAAAUAGUGCUUCAAACUCGCUGGUGAUGAUAUUAAAUGCCACAGAUGCAGAUGAACCAAACCACUUGAACUCUAAAAUUGCCUUCAAAAUCAUCUCUCAGGAACCUGCAGGCCAACCCAUGUUCCUCAUCAGCAGAAACACUGGGGAAGUCCGUACCUUGACCAAUUCUCUUGAUCGAGAGCAAAUGAGCAGUUACUACCUGUUGGUGAGUGGUGCUGACCAAGAUGGAGAAGGAUUAUCAACUCAAUGUGAAUGCAAGGUCAAGGUGAAAGAUGUCAAUGAUAAUUUCCCAGUGCUUAAAGAAUCUCAGUAUUCAGCACAUAUUGAGGAAAAUGCAUUAAGUUCAGAAUUACUUCGACUACAAGUGAUAGAUUUGGAUGAAGAGUUCACAGAUAAUUGGCUUGCAGAAUAUUUCUUUACCUCUGGAAAUGAAGGGAAUUGGUUUGCAAUACAAACUGACCCAAGAACGAAUGACGGCAUCCUGCAGGUGGUGAAGGCACUAGAUUAUGAACAAAUGCAAAAGGUGCAACUUGGUAUCGCUGUCAAAAACAAAGCUGAAUUUCACCAAUCAAUAAUCUCUCAAUAUCGAGCCUUGUCCACCCCGGUCACAAUUCAGGUAGUAAACGUGAGAGAAGGACUUAUAUUCCAACCUUCUUCCAAGACCUUCACUGUGCAGAAAGGCAUAAGUAGUAAAAAACUGAUCAAUUAUGUUCUGGGAACGUAUCAAGCCAUUGAUGAAGACACUGGGAAAGCAGCUACAUCUGUCAAAUACCUAAUGGGACGUAACAAUGGUGGUUGGCUAACGAUUGAUUCAAAAACUGCUGAAAUAAAAUUUAUCAAAAACAUAGAUCGAGAUUCUACUUUCAUAGUUAACAAGACAAUCACAGCCGAGAUUCUGGCCGUAGAUGAAAACACGGGUAAGACCUCGACAGGCACCGUCUUUGUGGAAGUACCGGAUUUAAAUGAAAAUUGCCCAACAGUUGUCUCGGAAAAGAGAGUCGUUUGUACUUCGUCACCUUUCAUCAGGCUCUCAGCUAAGCCACUGAGCAGGGAUAAAUAUACUGGUCCCUAUACUUUCAUGCUGCAAGAGCAACCUUUAAAAUUGCCAGUUGAAUGGAGUAUCACAUCACUAAAUGCUACCUCAGCGAUGUUGAGUGCCCAGCAGCAGAUAUCUCCGGGAGUGUACAGAGUCUUCCUCGCCGUUAAGGAUGGUCAGAACAGGCUGUGCGAGAUCCCGGAGAGCGUGACUGUGGAAGUCUGUCAGUGUGACCACAGGGACGUCUGUGGUACAUACGACCCAGGCAAAGACUCUGGGAUCACCGGCAGAGAGUGGUCAUCGGUGAAGCUGGGACCUGCCGCCAUUGGCUUGAUAUUCUUCGGUCUUCUGCUGUUGCUCUUGGCUCCCCUGCUGCUCCUGACCUGCAAUGGUGGGAUGGGCCCAAUAGGAGGUGUGGCAGGUGGAUUUGUCUCAGUUCCUGAUGGCUCAGAAGGAACAAUUCAACAGUGGAAAAUUGAAGGCGCUCACCCUGAAGACAAAGAAAUCACAAAUAUCUGUGUGCCACCUGUAACAGUCAAUGGAUUCGAAUUCAUGGAAAAUUCUGAAGUUCGUACAAAUACAUAUGCAGGAGGGACAGUGGGCAAAGGAGCUUCAGGAAUGGAAAUGACCACAAACAUUGGAGCAGCUACAGGAUCUGGAGCCGCGGGGGGAUUUGUCACAGGAACAGUGUGUGGAGCCGCUGUGGGCACCUGCUCAGCAGGACACUCUGGGACCAUCAGGACAAGGCAUUCCACUGGAGCAACCACUAGGGAGCAUGCAGAAGGAGCAAUAAGCAUGAGUUUCUUAGACUCCUACUUUUCUCAGAAAGCAUUUGCCUGUGCAGAAGUGGACGAUGACCAGGAAGCGAAUGACUGCUUGCUGAUCUAUGACAGCGAAGGGAUGGAGCCUCCCGGCUCUCCCGUGGGCUCCGUGGGCUGCUGCAGUUUCAUUGCCGACGACCUGGAUGACAGCUUCCUCGACUCACUGGGCCCCAAGUUCAAAAAGCUUGCAGAGAUAAGUCUAGGUAUUGAUGAGGAAACCAAACAAUCUCAGCUGUCCACCAAAGAAAGUGGCUUGGGGAUUGACCCCUGUGGCCGUCCUGUAGAAUGGGACAUGACUGUGAAAGGUGGUCAAGUACUGUCUGCUUCUGGGUCUGUUUUCCAACCAGCCAUUUCCAUCCCGGACCCUUUGCAACAUGGGAACUAUGUAAUAACUGAGACUUACUCCACUUCGGGUCCCUUCGUGCAGCCUUCCACCGUGGUCUCUGAUUCACUUCUCACUCAAAAUGUCAUUGUGACGGAAAGAGUCAUCUGCCCCAUUGCCAGUGCGCCCGGCAACCUGCAGGGUCCGACAGAGUUACGAGGGUCAAGGAACAUGAUCUGCAUCGAAGAUCCUUGCUCUCGUCUGAUAGGACCAAAGUGA
Messenger RNA from Echinops telfairi (small Madagascar hedgehog), 2961 nucleotides. It is a transcript of the gene DSG3, whose product is annotated as desmoglein 3. Gene Ontology annotation, biological process: homophilic cell-cell adhesion. Lineage: Eukaryota; Metazoa; Chordata; Mammalia; Afrosoricida; Tenrecidae. The record is from RefSeq and is a predicted model, not a curated record. The transcript has 16 exons. The coding region runs from base 1 to 2961 and encodes 986 amino acids. Gene Ontology annotation, molecular function: calcium ion binding. Gene Ontology annotation, cellular component: plasma membrane; desmosome.